Molecule: messenger RNA, 704 nt
Organism: Diospyros lotus (date-plum)
Lineage: Eukaryota; Viridiplantae; Streptophyta; Magnoliopsida; Ericales; Ebenaceae
Product: alpha carbonic anhydrase 4-like
Exons: 4
Coding region: 114-560 (148 amino acids)
Molecular function (GO): carbonate dehydratase activity; zinc ion binding
Source: RefSeq, a predicted model, not a curated record
CUCUUCAUCGGAUUGAAAACAGUGAUUCGUAAAAAUAAUUUGGAAAAAUAAAAAGGCCUCGUAGUUCAAAAUCUGAUACAUACACCUCUGACUCUUGAGAUUUAGACUGAAUUAUGAAAUGCAGAAAAAGAACACUCCAUCAAGUAUAUAUUUGGAUAUGCAGGUAUGAGAUGGAGCUUCAUAUUGUCCAUAUGAGCUCCAAUGAUGAAGCAAUUGCUGUUACAGGAAUUUUAUACAAAUAUGGCCGACCUGAUCCUUUCCUUGCCAAGCUGCUGGAACACAUCAAAUCGAUUGGGAAGGAAGAAAAGGUGCUAGGCAUAGUGAACUCAGGAGACAUCAAGUUUGGGAGCAGAAAGUACUACAGAUACAUGGGUUCUCUUACAACCCCUCCAUGCACAGAGGGUGUUGUUUGGACAAUACUCAACAAGGUGAGAACAGUUUCAAGGGAGCAAGUUAAAGCAUUAAGGGAUGCUGUCCAUGAUGGAUUUGAGGCAAAUGCAAGGCCAAUACAACCACUGUAUGGAAGAAGCAUUUUGUUCUACACUCCUAAGAUAGGAUAAAUAAAAUCAAUACUCAACUCUACAACCAAGGUUCUGUAGUGUAUGUUCUCAAAUAAGUAUCUAGGAUGGCAUUGCCUGCCUCCAUUUUAAAAGUAAAUGAGUUUAUAGAACAAGGCUUUACGCCUGGUAUUAUUUGUCUUCACC